Messenger RNA from Sphaerodactylus townsendi, 868 nucleotides. Its product is annotated as SH2 domain-containing protein 1B-like. The record is from RefSeq and is a predicted model, not a curated record. The coding region runs from base 110 to 511 and encodes 133 amino acids. NCBI's taxonomy places the organism in Eukaryota, Metazoa, Chordata, Lepidosauria, Squamata, Sphaerodactylidae. The transcript has 4 exons.
UCCAUUUCAACAUCCUUUCCUCACCAAUAUGGUUUCAGCUGAGUUAGGAACAGGUGCUCUUCUCAAGAGAAUUUUAAGAGCUAACCUGUAAAACAGUUUUCAUAGGCAAAUGGAGCUGCAGUAUUUCCAUGGAAAUAUAACGAAGGAAAUGUGUGAAGAAGUACUGAUACAUAAAGGAAAGAAUGGAAGCUUUUUAUUACGAGAGAGCGAGAGCAUACCGGGAGUCUUGUGUCUUUGUGUUCUCUAUGAAGAGGUUGUCUACACUUACAGAAUAUUCAAGAAACGUAAUGGACAUUACGUUAUUCAGACUUCUGAUUCAGGUCCAAGACAGGACUUCAGAACUUUAAAGGAUUUAGUUGCUAAGUAUGAAAAACCCAAUCAAGGACUAGUAAUUCAUCUGCGCUAUCCAGUAAAUAGAUCAACAUUCCAGCAGGGGUCGGAGCAUGGCCAUGGAAAUUCAGAUUACGCUGAAAUUGAAGAUGCAGAUUAUAUUGAUGUUGAACCAGAAUGAAAUAAGUUUUGCUCUUUCAACAUAAUGCCUGCUCAUCACCAGUAGCUGCACCCUUGCUGAUUGGGUCUUCUAUUAAUCUGACUGGGUUCUGUAUUAUAAUGCUGUGCACAGUAAUGUUAACAUUCUGUUUAAUUAUAAGUUUAAGGUGAUACAUCAUUUAUUUCUUGUAUUUUAAUUUUUGUCUCACUUAAACACAACUCCCCCCCUUUUUUGUUAUGUCAUGAUAUAUAUGCUUAUACAUUCAUGUAUCUGAUAAAGUAGCUCUGUGCCAAAAAAGCUUUCAAUAAAUUUAUUAUUUUAAUCAGAUGUCAAAAGAAUUAUUCCUGUUUUUCUGUCUCAACAGAUUAGCUUAUUAGA